AUUCCUUAAUAGCUUUUUAUUUAAGCAUGGACCACAGUUCAUACACACAUUUUUCUGUCGCAAUGGAGCAUACAGAGAAAGGCAAGAAGCCAGAUAUCUCAGAGGACGAGAUAGGAGAGACAAGUGAGAGGAUGGAUAGUUCACAGGACACGACAGGAGGAACCAGUGAGAGGAUGGAUUGUUCACAGGACACGACAGGAGGAACCAGUGAGAGGAUGGAUAGUUCACAGGACACGACAGGAGGAACCAGUGAGAGGAUGGAUUGUUCACAGGACACGACAGGAGGAACCAGUGAGAGGAUGGAUAGUUCACAGGACACGACAGGAGGAACCAGUGAGAGGAUGGAUUGUUCACAGGACAUGACAGGAGGAACCAGUGAGAGGAUGGAUAGUUCACAGGACACGACAGGAGGAACCAGUGAGAGGAUGGAUUGUUCACAGGACAGGACUGAAGAAAAAAGUGAGAUGAUGGAUAAUUCAGAGGACAGAACUGAAGAAAAAAGUGAGAUGAUGGAUAGUUCAGAGGACAAGACUGGAGGAACCAGUGAGAGGAUGGAUUGUUCACAGGACAGGACUGAAGAAAAAAGUGAGAUGAUGGAUAAUUCAGAGGACAGAACUGAAGAAAAAAGUGAGAUGAUGGAUAGUUCAGAGGACACGACAGGAGGAACCAGUGAGGGGAUGGAUAGUUCAGAGGACAGGACAGGACAGCCCACAUUGAAUAAGAAACAACAAUGUAGGAAAGGUAGACGAGGCAGGAAACGUAGGAAAGGCAAGAAGCUAGAUAUCUCAGAGGAUGAGACAGGAGGAAGAAAUGAGAGAAGUGAUAGUUCAGAGGACAGAACAGGAGGAAGAAGCGAAGGCAGACAAAAUACACAGGGCCAGCAGAGGACAAUACCUGAAGACAACUCCAAGAAGGCUGAACCCUCAGUUGCUUUGCUUGCUCAUCAAGAGUACCUAAGGGACGAGCUGAAAGACAGGCAUGCAAUGCUCACCAGAUAUACAUCUGACGGCAGAGUCAAGCUGGAAAUUCAAGAGGAUUCGCUGAUUUUAAUACUUGAGCUCCUCCAGGAAAAGAACAUUUGGGGCAGAGAGAGUCAGCUGAGGGAGAGGGAGAUGUCGGACCUGAAAGCCCAGCUAGAUAAGAGUCAGGCUGAUGUCCACUCAUCACAGAUAGAGACUGAGGAUCUCUGUAGUUCCCAUCAGCUCCAGAUUAGUGAACACAAAGCAGAGACCAUGAAGAUCACAUCUGCCCUUAAAGAAGCAGAGGAUCUGCUGGAGACUAAGCAACUCCACUGGCAGCAGGAGAAAUCUUCCCUGCUGGAGGAGAUGGAGAAAUCCAAGGCUCUCUAUGUAGCUCAGCUGGACGGGCAGAGAGAAGAGAACAACACCCUUGUAGCUGCUCUGAGAAAUGUUGAGCAGGAGCUGGAGAGUUGUCAGGUGAAGUGGCAGGAGGAAAGGAAAGACCUCAUUCAGGCCACAGAAAGAUUCAAGGAGACUGUGCAGGAAUUGGCCAAGAGUGAGGAAGAGGCUAAGAAGACUGUGGAAAGAUCCCAUGCCUCCUAUCAACUUCAGAUUAGUGAACACAAAGAAGGGACCAGGAAGAUUGCAUCUGCCCUUAAAGAGGCAGAGUCUCUGCUGGAGACUGACCACCUCCACUGGCAGCAGGAGAAAUCCUCCCUGCUGGAAGAGAUGGAGAAAUCCAAGGCGCUCUAUGUGACUCAACUGGAUGAGCAGAAACACGAGAACAACACCCUUGUGGCUGCUCUGAGGAAAGCUGAGCAGAAGCUGGAGAGUCAGCAGAUGGAGUGGCAGGUGGAAAAGACAUCCAUCAUUAGUGAACACAAAGCAGAGACCAUGAAGAUCACAUCUGCCCUUAAAGAGGCAGAGUCUCUGCUGGAGACUGACCACCUCCAGUGGCAGCAGGAGAAAUCCUCCCUGCUGGAAGAGAUGGAGAAAUCCAAGGCUCUUUGUUUGACUCAACUGGAUGAGCAGAAACACGAGGACAACACCCUUGUGGCUGCUCUGAGGAAAGCUGAGCAGAAGCUGGAGAGUCAGCAGAUGGAGUGGCAGGAGGAAAAGACAUCCAUCAUUAGUGAACAUGAAGCAGAGACCAUGAAGAUCACAUCUGCCCUUAAAGAGGCAGAGUCUCUGCUGGAGACUGACCACCUCCACUGGCAGCAGGAGAAAUCCUCCCUGCUGGAAGAGAUGGAGAAAUCCAAGGCGCUCUAUGUGGCUCAGCUGGAAGAGCAGCAAAAUGAGAACAACACCCUCGUGGCUGCUCUGAGGAAAGCUGAGCAGAAGCUGGAGAGUCAGCAGAUGGAGUGGCAGGAGGAAAAGACAUCCAUCAUUAGUGAACACAAAGCAGAGACCAUGAAGAUCACAUCUGCCCUUAAAGAGGCAGAGUCUCUGCUGGAGACUGACCACCUCCACUGGCAGCAGGAGAAAUCCUCCCUGCUGGAAGAGAUGGAGAAAUCCAGGGCUCUUUGUUUGACUCAACUGGAUGAGCAGAAACACGAGAACAACACCCUUGUGGCUGCUCUGAGGAAAGCUGAGCAGAAGCUGGAGAGUCAGCAGAUGGAGUGGCAGGAGGAAAAGACAUCCAUCAUUAGUGAACACGAAGCAGAGACCAUGAAGAUCACAUCUGCCCUUAAAGAGGCAGAGUCUCUGCUGGAGACUGACCACCUCCAGUGGCAGCAGGAGAAAUCCUCCCUGCUGGAAGAGAUGGAGAAAUCCAGGGCUCUUUGUUUGACUCAACUGGAUGAGCAGAAACACGAGAACAACACCCUUGUGGCUGCUCUGAGGAAAGCUGAGCAGAAGCUGGAGAGUCAGCAGAUGGAGUGGCAGGUGGAAAAGACAUCCAUCAUUAGUGAACACGAAGCAGAGACCAUGAAGAUCACAUCUGCCCUUAAAGAGGCAGAGUCUCUGCUGGAGACUGACCACCUCCACUGGCAGCAGGAAAAAUCCUCCCUGCUGGAAGAGAUGGAGAAAUCCAGGGCUCUUUGUUUGACUCAACUGGAUGAGCAGAAACACGAGAACAACACCCUUGUGGCUGCUCUGAGGAAAGCUGAGCAGAAGCUGGAGAGUCAGCAGAUGGAGUGGCAGGAGGAAAAGACAUCCCUCAUUCAGGCUGCAGAAGACUUCAAGAAGAAUGUGCAGGAACUGGUCAAGUGUGAGGAAGAGGCUAAGAAGACUGUAGAAAGAUCACAUCAACUCCAGAUUAGGGAACAGAAAGCAGAGACCAGGAAGAUUGCAUCUGCCCUUACAGAGGCAGAGGAUCUGCUGGAGAUUAAGCAACUCCACUGGCAGCAGGAGAAAUCCUCCUUGCUGGAGGAGAUGGGGAAAUCCAAGGCUCUCUAUGUGGCUCAACUGGACAAGCAGAAACACAAGAACAACACCCUUGUGGCUGAACUGAGGAAAGCUGAGCAGAAGCUGGAGAGUCAUCAGGUGGAAUGGCAGAAUGAAAGGACAUACCUCAUUCAGGCUGCAGAAAGCUUCAAGGAGACUGUGCAGGAACUGGCCAAGAGUGAGGAAGAGGCUAAGAAGACUGUAGAAACAUCCAAGGCUUCCCAUCAACUCCAGAUUAAGGAACAGAAAGCAGAGACCAGGAAGAUUGCAUCUGCCCUUAAAGAGGCAGAGGAUCUGCUGGAGACUAAGCAACUCCACUGGCAGCAGGAGAAAUCCUCCUUGCUGGAGGAGAUGGGGAAAUCCAAGGCUCUCUAUGUGGCUCAACUGGACAAGCAGAAACACAAGAACAACACCCUUGUGGCUGAACUGAGGAAUGUUGAGCAGAAGCUGGAGAGUCAUCAGGUGGAGUGGCAGAAUGAAAGGACAUACCUCAUUCAGGCUGCAGAAAGCUUCAAGGAGACUGUGCAGGAACUGGCCAAGAGUGAGGAAGAGGCUAAGAAGACUGUAGAAACAUCCAAGGCUUCCCAUCAACUCCAGAUUAAGGAACAGAAAGCAGAGACCAGGAAGAUUGCAUCUGCCCUUAAAGAGGCAGAGGAUCUGCUGGAGACUAAGCAACUCCACUGGCAGCAGGAGAAAUCCUCCUUGCUGGAGGAGAUGGGGAAAUCCAAGGCUCUCUAUGUGGCUCAACUGGACAAGCAGAAACACAAGAACAACACCCUUGUGGCUGAACUGAGGAAUGUUGAGCAGAAGCUGGAGAGUCAUCAAGUGGAGUGGCAGGAGGAAAGGUUAUCCCUCAUUCAGGCCACAGAAGACUUAAAAGAGACUGUGCAAGAACUGGCCAAGAGUGAGGAAAAGGCUAAGAAGACUGAAGAAAGAUCCCAGGCUUCCUAUCAACUUCGGAUUAAGGAACACAAAGCAGAGACCAGGAAGUUAGCAUCUGCCCUAAAAAACGUAAAACAUCUGCUGGAGACUGAGCACCUCCACUGGCAGCAGGAGAAAUCCUCCCUUCUGGAGGAGAUGGAGAAAUCCAGCGCUCUCUAUGUGGCUCAGCUGGACAAGCAGAAACACAAGAACAACACCCUUGUGACUGCUCUGAGAAAUGUUGAGCAGAAGCUGGAAAGUCAUCAAGUGGAGUGGCAGGAGGAAAGGUUAUCCCUCAUUCAGGCUGCAGAGGACUUUAAGAAGACUGUGGAAAGAUCCCACACCUCCCAUCAACUCCAAAUUAGGGAACACAACGCAGAGACCAGGAAGAUCACACCUGGAUGGAUGGCUGACAUGACAAAAGUAAAAGAUGUCCCUCAGUCAGGCCACAAGGUUUUUCAAGAGUACACCGCAGGAAAAGGAGCUGGAGUGGGAGGGACAAGAAAUUUCCAUGAUGUCCCAGCUGGAAUAUCUAAUGAGGAAGAAGAUGAACAAGAUGAAAUGGUAUAGAAAGCUCUCCCAGUGGCCUGAUCCACAUUCAGAAACUGACAGGAGACUCAAACCCAUGCAGUUGUUUUCCCUGUGCAACCAGUGGUUUUUGGAUGCUCCGGUUAACAAAGGUUAAUUGAAGAAGAAAUUCUUCGAUUAAAAGAAAAAAAAUAUGUGAGAUCAGAUGAUACCACCUUAACACCCAAAACGGCCUUUUGAGGGUCAUGACUCAACUUUUCCCUUUGCAAGCAGUGGUUUUCUCCGGGAUGCUCCGGUUAGCCAAUUUUAAUUGAAGAAGAAAUUCUUCGAUUAAAAGAAAAAAAUAUAUGAGAUCAGAUGAUACAAUCUUAGCCCCGACCCCAAAGCAGCUUUUUGAGGGUCAUGACUCAACUUUUCCUGCACAACCAGUGGUUUUCUCCGGGAUGCUCCGGUUAACCAAUUUUAAUUGAAGAAGAAAUUCUUUGAUUAAAAGAAAAAAAAUAUAUGAGAUCAGAUGAUACAACCUUUACCCUCCAAAACAGCCUUUUGAGGGUCAUGACUCAGCUUUUCCUGCACAACCAGUGGUUUUCUCUGGGAUGCUCCAGUUAACCAAUUUUAAUUGAAGAAGAUAUUCUUCAAUUAAAAGAAAAAUGUAUAUGAGGUCAGAUCAUACAGUCUUAACCCCCCAAAACAGCUUUUUGAGGGUUUUGACUCUUGACUUUUCCUGUGCAACCAAAAAAAAAAAAAAAAAAAAAAACCACUAACAGGGGAAAGUUGUGGGAGGACAGCAGUGGGAGGGUGACAGCAAUAGCGAUAGUGGGUUUUGAGGGUUUAGAGAUUUGUUAGGGUUAGGGUUAGUUAGGGUUAGUGUGUGUUUAACGUGUAGUGUAAUGGUUUUUUUGUUUGUUUGUCAAAACAAUGAGGCGACCACUGAAUGUGGAGCUCUUCUUUGAGCUGGAAGGAGCAUUGCCUGCAUUUUAAUUUUUUUUUUUUUUUUUUUUACACCAUUUUAUAUUUGCAAUUUAAGUUAUACAAAUGGCUCAAUAAACAUGUUUGUGGUUUUCGGGGUAAAUAAUCUAACUUUUUACUACUCAGAUUUUGUGUUUUUUUGUGUGAUUUUAGGUCCAUUGUGUUAAUGCAGUAUUUCAAAAUGAAAAAAUAACUGUACAGUUCAAUAACAUAUUCAAUAAAGCUUGGUGUUUGUUCCAAAACCAG
Molecule: messenger RNA, 6008 nt
Organism: Acanthopagrus latus (yellowfin seabream)
Lineage: Eukaryota; Metazoa; Chordata; Actinopteri; Spariformes; Sparidae
Product: myosin heavy chain, cardiac muscle isoform-like
Exons: 2
Coding region: 27-4835 (1602 amino acids)
Source: RefSeq, a predicted model, not a curated record